ACACUCAAAAGAUGAUGAUUCAUACAGUAAUAAUACAGUAAUUAUAUAGUCCACAUAUAGCUAGUAUAUAAGUGCAGUGCAGUGAAAUGACCACACUUACUGGAGAUCUAGAGGCUUGGCCCUUGAAAAAUAGGGUAUUUCUGAUGAGGCAUGGUUUGGCUGAAUGUAAUGUGCAAGGGGUUCUAGUGUCAGACCCCAGAGAUGGGGUGCCAUCGUUUGGUCUAGUAGAGAAAGGGAGGACAGAAUCCAUGGAGGCUGCUGAAAACCUUGAAGUCAAUUUGACUGCAGACACGGUUACAGCUGAGGAGCUCACAAAGAAGUUGGUGAUCGUCUCUUCAGACUUCAAACGAGCAAUAGAGACUGCUCAAAUCAUGCACAGUCAUUUUAAACCAAAGACCCCAAUCAAAACUGAUGUAGCACUUCGGGAAAGAGACUUUGGAGAGUUUAAUCGAGCUCCCUGGAAAGAGGCACUGCCAAUUAUCCUCGAAAAUGACAGGGUCAACCCUACCGAACGAGUUCGUGGUUGCGAGCCUGUACCUGAGAUGGUUGUCCGGGUGAUGAGAGCGCUGAAGACAAUCGAGGAAGAGUAUACCGAUAAGAUUGUAGUGAUUAUCUCCCACAGUAACCCACUACAAGUGCUCUGGGCAUUAUGCAAUGGAGUCUCCUCUACUGAGAGAUUCAAGGAUCUAAAACAUUUCAAGAACUGUGAAGUUAGAGAAUUUAAAUUUGUGUAGCAGCUCAUUGCGUGCAUGCUAGACCUAUUUUUAUGGAAUGUGUAUUUGUGUAGAUGUAGAUGUAGAUGUAUGAUUGCAUGUAGAGGGGUGGGGCAGGAAAGACAAUUCUUAUCUUCGCACUGUAUCUUCACAAUGGCUACAAGAUCUAGUACUCUCCCUGGUCCUGGUCCUGCUGACAGCACUACCACCGGCACCUUGAAGAACAGGAUAUUUCUAGUCAGGCAUGGAUUGGCUGAGAGUAACGUACAGGGGGUUCUAGUGUCAGAUCCCAAGGACGGAGUACCAUCGUUUGGUCUAGUGGAGAAAGGAGAGCAGCAAGCUAAGGAGGCUGGUAAGAAACUUGAAGCCAUUUUAACUGACUCUGGUAGCACUGACGACCUGACAGAGAAGAUUGUUGUGAUCACUUCAGACUUUAAAAGAACAUUUGAAACUGCUCAAUUCAUUCACAGCCACUUCAAAGUUAAGGCCCCUCUUCGAACUGAUAUUUUACUUCGAGAAAGAGGGCUUGGAGAGUUUCACCUCCGACCAUGGCAAGAAGCUUACUCUGUUCUAUUGGAGCAAGAUCGAAUCAAUCCUACGCAAAGCGUUUCCGGGUGCGAAACAGUCUCAGAGAUGGUUGUCCGGGUGACCCGAGUGUUGAAGACAAUCGAAGAAGAGUACACUGAUAAGAUUGUCGUGCUUGUUUCCCAUGGAGACCCGUUGCAAGUACUUUGGGCUAUAUGCAAUGGAGUUCCCCCUAAUGAGAGAUACGAUCACUUAAAGAACUUUAGAAACUGUGACAUUAGGGAAUUUAUAUUUGUGUGAACUCAAAUAUUCAUUUUUAACAUGGCUUAUAAUAUUUAUUGUCAAUAAUGGUUGUGCAAGAUUUCCGUAUUAUUAUGAGUGGAAUAAUUUCAAA
This is a messenger RNA of Halichondria panicea, 1632 nucleotides long. RefSeq lists its product as uncharacterized. NCBI's taxonomy places the organism in Eukaryota, Metazoa, Porifera, Demospongiae, Suberitida, Halichondriidae. The transcript has 5 exons. The record is from RefSeq and is a predicted model, not a curated record. The coding region runs from base 750 to 1538 and encodes 262 amino acids.